This is a messenger RNA of Cornus florida, 1197 nucleotides long. Its product is annotated as vacuolar protein sorting-associated protein 32 homolog 2. Gene Ontology annotation, biological process: vesicle budding from membrane; late endosome to vacuole transport via multivesicular body sorting pathway. Gene Ontology annotation, cellular component: ESCRT III complex; cytoplasmic side of plasma membrane; multivesicular body. The transcript has 8 exons. Lineage: Eukaryota; Viridiplantae; Streptophyta; Magnoliopsida; Cornales; Cornaceae. Bases 232 to 888 code for a protein of 218 amino acids. The record is from RefSeq and is a predicted model, not a curated record.
CACCCACUCUCCGUUUUCAUAAAGCAAUCAGAGAGACAGCUUUUCGUCUCCAAACGCAUAGCUUUUCUCCGACUACAAACUCAAAUUCCACCCAAAUUGAUUCUCUCACUCGUCGUUUUACUUCAAUCAAACCCUAAAUCUGAUUUUCGCUGACAGGGUUUGAAUAAUUUGAUCAUCUUGAUUGUGUUGGAGCAGAUCAUAAAGUUGGAUCAGUAAACAAAUAGAUCAGCCAUGUUUAAUCGAAUGUUUGGGAAACCUAAGCAAGAGGCAAAUACUGUAGCAACUUUAGACAAAUUAAAUGAGACUCUUGAAAUGCUAGAGAAAAAGGAGAAAGUUCUUAUAAAGAAAGCUGGUGCAGAGGUUGAAAAGGCGAAGGAAUUUACUAGAGCUAAGAACAAAAGGGCGGCAAUACAAUGUUUGAAGAGGAAGAGGCUCUAUGAACAGCAAAUUGAACAGCUUGGAAAUUUUCAAUUGCGCAUUCACGAUCAGAUGAUAAUGCUAGAAGGUGCAAAAGCGACAACAGAGACUGUUGAUGCUUUGAGAACUGGAGCAUCUGCAAUGAAAGCCAUGCAGAAGGCAACGAACAUUGAUGAUGUGGACAAAACGAUGGAUGAGAUCAAUGAGCAGACCGAGAACAUGAAACAGAUUCAGGAGGCAUUGUCAACACCUAUUGGUGCAGCAGCCGAUUUUGAUGAAGACGAACUCGAAGCAGAGCUCGAAGAACUGGAAGGAGCUGAGUUGGAAGAACAACUUCUCCAGCCUGCCACUACUGCCCCUGCUGCUCCAGUCCAUGUGCCUGCGGGUAGGCAGCCAACACGUCCAGCUCCUCAGAAGAACACAGCUGAGGAUGAUGAACUUGCGGCAUUGCAGGCAGAAAUGGCACUUUAAAGAGAGUUAUCAGUACCAAAUCAGAAGAGAUUGCGCGAAGAAGAUUGGUUUGUCCCUGGGGCUGCCUUUGCUCUCCAUUCCCAAUUUUAAUUUUCUUGGUGUGCAUUCACUAGUAAGGAAAACAUUGUACAGAUGCCCUUAAAAGUAAAUUAUAUUUCAUCUUAAAAUCUGGAUUCUACCUCGGUAGUUUUCCGAACAAGUUUGUGAAUUUUUAUUCAUAUAUUUUUCUUGGAACAUGUAAUGAUAUUCUUCAAUUUCAAGAAUUCUUAAAAUAAAUAUAAAAAUCUACUCAGAAUGGAGACUGCUGCA